AAGUCUUUGAGGUCGACUACUUGAUGGGCCUGAGGGGACGUGAAACACGGUUGGAACGUUUUGGGUCAUGAGGACGACCAUGGAUCACGGGAUUUCUUUUCUUUUGACAAGAGGUCACUCUUGCGGGAUUCGCACGGCAUAAGGGUGGAUAGUUUAUGGUCGUUGGAGCGACUCUUUGUGGUAAUUACGGAGCAAUUGGGGAACAAUCUCGUAUAAAGAAAGGAAGAAUGAGGUGCUUGAUUUGUUGCCAGAGUGCAAACAUGAUCCUCCCUCGUCGUAAUUGAGGGUACCACCACUCUUCCAUCUAACCACCAACCAUUAACAGCCGUGCCAUUCAUUCGAUCUCGAACUAAACCAUGUGCUCAAGGAUCGAGUUGUGGCGCAAGAACGACAGGAAAUGCAACAAGCUGCCAAAAAAUCAUCAAACAGUGACACGUCCAGGCCAAAACCCGACCCUGUUAUCCGGAAAGAUGACGAGAGAACCGGCAACCCCGGUUUUGGGUUUGAGGUCUUCACCGAGACGACGAAGAAGGCUGCUGCAGCACCACCAUGACUGUGUUUCAAGUCGUGGCCUUUGGGGUGAACCAAUGACAUUCAACUGGAGCGUGGUGUUGGUGCUCAUAUCAUUUUUGACAGAAUGUACAACGCUUCAAUUGGAGGCUGUUUUAGUGCCCCAAUUUCGUUUCCGAGGUCAAAAUGCCACAUUGCUGUGUAAAUAUGAGCUCGAUCCCAAUGAGUAUUUGUUCUCCCUCAAAUGGUACAAAGAGGAAACGGAAUUCUAUCGGUACACACCACCCGAUCAAUCCACGCAACCUCUCAUCAACCACAGACCCGACGACCUUUACUACGUGAAAGACAGCGGAUCUGGGCAUGACCGGGCCAUGCCCAAAGGCAAUGUCCAGACUUGGCGAGUACCUGGCAUCAAAAUAGAUCUGACAGAAUCCACUCCGCAAAAAGUGGAACUGAAACGCGUGAGCUUCAAAUCCACGGGGAUGUACCGUUGUGAGGUCACUACCAUUGUUCAUAACUCCCGUGGGGGCUUUGGGGGCUAUCCGGUGCCUCGAGGCUUUCACAUGAAAGAGUCGGUCAAUCGGAUGACCGUUGUUGAGCUUCCUUCAGCAUUACCAAGGAUCACAGGAGGUGAAUUGGAUCCAAUUGAAAAGAGCAUCAUAGUGUAUCAACCGGGUGACAUGCUCAAUCUUACUUGCAUCUCUGCCCCAUCCAACCCACCCGCCGAACUUGAGUGGCGAAUCAAUGGAAGAUCCGUGCCCGAUCAAUACGUUUUGGAUCGACACUUGAUUGAUCGUAAUCGCGGGCUGUUCUCCUCGGUGAUCAGCCUUUUGAUGCCUCUUAGUGAGACUCAUUUCACUCCUAACGGUGAAUUGAGAGUCAAAUGCCGCGGAACGAUAGCAGCAGAGUUCUGGGAGAAUGAUGUCGAAAAUGUCUUUACGGAUCGAACCAAAAAGGACAGGAUGGUUCGGGUGCUUGAAGUGCAAGAGAGCCAAUGGCCAGCUUCAGGCAAGGGGAUCAACCCGUGUUUGGCCUUGAUGUUGUUUGGAAUGUCAGUGGUGUACCUAAUGGAAAGCAUUCGAACGGUCGGUUGAUCGUGAAUGAAUCGAUGUUGAAAGAAAAGCGAAUCAUGAUAGUAUUUUAUAAAUAUGAGUCCGCUUUUUCUCGUUGUUAUGACCUAAAACAUCAAUUAUAUCAACCAUACGAGAGUGAUUGAAAUAAAUUACAAUAAUAUUGGAACCAACAA
Messenger RNA from Tigriopus californicus, 1756 nucleotides. RefSeq lists its product as uncharacterized. Bases 357 to 1604 code for a protein of 415 amino acids. The transcript has 7 exons. The record is from RefSeq and is a predicted model, not a curated record. NCBI's taxonomy places the organism in Eukaryota, Metazoa, Arthropoda, Copepoda, Harpacticoida, Harpacticidae.